This is a messenger RNA of Camellia sinensis, 2401 nucleotides long. RefSeq names its product calcium-dependent protein kinase 13. Gene Ontology annotation, biological process: protein phosphorylation. The record is from RefSeq and is a predicted model, not a curated record. NCBI's taxonomy places the organism in Eukaryota, Viridiplantae, Streptophyta, Magnoliopsida, Ericales, Theaceae. Gene Ontology annotation, molecular function: protein kinase activity; calcium ion binding; ATP binding.
AAACCCCCCCUCUCUCUCUCUCUGCAAAUCACAUUCAGUCUACUACUCUACUCCUUACCCUACAGCUCCAGAUCACUUUCUCUCUCUCUAGAAAUGCUGAUUCUCACUGUAAUCAUGUGCAGACCUAGUUAGGUUAGGGUUAGGUGGCUUUGCGGAGAUUCGAUUUUGGUUCCAAAUCUGGAAUCGAUUCUAUGGGAAACUGCUGCAGAUCUCCGGCCGCAGUCGCCAGGGAGGACGUCAAGUCUUCAAACUUCUCCGGUCACGGCGACGCCCGGAAGGAUCGCUCCGGCGGAGCCACAGCGAAGAAGACGAUCACUGUCCUCACUGACGUUUCAGAGGAGAACAUCGAGGAGAAGUACUUGGUCGAUAGAGAGCUCGGUCGAGGCGAGUUCGGAGUCACGUACCUCUGCAUUGAACGCGACACGAAGGAGUUGUUGGCUUGCAAGUCGAUUUCGAAGCGGAAGCUUCGGACGGCGGUCGAUGUGGAGGAUGUGAGGAGAGAGGUGGCGAUUAUGAAGCAUUUGCCGAAAGAUUCGAGUAUUGUGAGCUUCAAGGAGGCUUGUGAGGAUGAUAAUGCGGUUCAUUUGGUGAUGGAGUUGUGUGAGGGAGGCGAGUUGUUCGAUCGGAUUGUUGCGCGAGGGCAUUAUACGGAGCGUGCUGCGGCGGCUGUUACUAGAACGAUUGUGGAGGUUGUGCAGCUCUGUCAUAGACAUGGAGUGAUUCACAGAGAUUUGAAGCCUGAGAACUUCUUGUUUGCGAGUAAGAAGGAGAAUUCGCCUUUAAAAGCGAUUGAUUUUGGCUUGUCAAUCUUCUUUAAGCCAGGUGAAAGGUUCUCUGAAAUUGUUGGAAGCCCAUAUUACAUGGCACCAGAGGUGCUCAAGCGGAAUUAUGGACCAGAAAUAGACAUAUGGAGUGCAGGAGUAGUACUCUACAUAUUAUUGUGUGGGGUUCCUCCAUUUUGGGCUGAAUCUGAACAAGGUGUUGCACAGGCCAUUCUUCGUGGGAUAAUAGAUUUCAAACGGGAACCAUGGCCAAAUAUUUCGGAGAGUGCUAAGAGUUUGGUUCAGGUUCAGAAGAUGUUGGAGCCUGAUCCAAAGCUUCGACUAACUGCAAAACAAGUCCUUGAGCAUGCUUGGCUUCAAAAUGCCAAAAAAGCUCCAAAUGUUCCACUUGGUGAUGUUGUCAAGUCAAGAUUGAAGCAGUUCUCGAUGAUGAAUAGGUUCAAGAGGAAGGCCCUGAGGGUUAUUACUGAUUUCUUAUCCAUUGAAGAAGUUGAAGACAUCAAGGAAACGUUCAGAAAGAUAGACACUGAUAAUGAUGGUAUUGUUUCUAUUGAAGAACUAAAAGUUGGUCUUCAAAAGCUUGGUUCACAGCUUGCAGAGUCUGAACUACAAAUGCUUAUUGAAGCUGUAGAUACUAAUGGGAAAGGAACCUUGGACUGUGGAGAGUUUGUUGCUGUUUCCCUGUAUCUACAAAGAAUGGCUAAUGAUGAGCAUCUCCGAAAGGCUUUCUCCUACUUUGACAAGGAUGGUAAUGGUUUCAUCGAGCCAGAUGAGCUUCGGGAUGCCUUGAUGGAAGAUGGAGUGGAUGAUUGUACAAAUGUAGCAAAUGACAUCUUCCAUGAGGUUGACACAGACAAGGAUGGGCGAAUCAGCUAUGAUGAGUUUGUGGCUAUGAUGAAAACUGGGACAGAUUGGAGAAAGGCUUCUCGACAUUACUCAAGGGGGAGAUUCAACAGUCUAAGCGUGAAGCUGAUGAAGGAUGGUUCUCUGAAAUUGGGGGAGUAAGAGCCAUGCAUGGUUGAUUUUCAGACACGCAUACAAGAAAGUACUAUAAUCGUUACCCCAUAUAUAUUGAACUUGAACCUUCUUUCGUGAUUAUUUGUGGGACUUUAUUGAUUAGGUGGGGGCACUAUUGAUUGCUGGCUUCCGAGGACCAUGGACGGGGUAAGUACAUAUAAUCUACCUCUUCAAAAUGUUAAAUGUGUAGAAUUCACAUGCCUUAAAGCCUUGGUUACAUCUGUGAUUCUGUCCUAAGUGCUUCAACCUUCUGCCUGUAUUUCUGGUUGACAAUGUGACAUUGUUGGACUCUCUCUAGUGUUGUGGCAUAUUCUUCUUGGAGAAAUAUGAAGGCCUUGCAGCGGACUUCUGUAAAUAAACGAUACAUGCACUUGACAUCCACACACACAGACUUGUCAGGAAUUUUUGUUUUUGUUUUUUUUUUUGUUUUUUGUUUUUGGUUUUUUUGCACAGCAUACUAGGGAACAACUAGUUUACAUAUUGGUUUGGCUUUAAACACCAAGUAGUUGUAUGCUUAUAUACAAUGUGGUCAUGCUUCAAGCCUUAUGUAGGCUACAAAUUUGUGCUAGAUUGUAAAAUUUCAUGUGUUCUUUUGUUUUUUA